GGAAGCACUUUUUGGUAAACACUGCCCUCUGUGUGACGACUUUGUAACUACCAAGACAUUUUAUUCUUUCGGGUGGGUUAAGGUUGGGUGUAUAUAUUUUUGUCUUAAAUACAUGUAUAUAAUGUACAUUUCAAAUUACGGCAAGAUGAUUUGUAGUAUUAUGAGCCUUCAUUAUGACUGAAUAAAUGAAACUACUUCCCUGCUGAGGCUGUACAACUGAAAGUGACAGAAGAGAGAAUCAUGGAUGUCAUCAACAAACUUUAUUCUACUGUCAGCAGUACUGUGUCUCAGUUAUCUGGAGUUCUUCCAGGAAAUCCUGUGACACGAGAAUUUGAAGCAACAUGUCACAUAGCAAGUGCUGGUCCUGGUUUAUUAUGGAAGAUAUAUCGAGGAUACAAAAAAUCAACCAAGCAGGAUGCAGCAAUUUUUGUGUUUGAGAAACGCCAGCUGGAACGGUGGUCAAGGAAUGAUCGAGAAACAUUAUUAGAAACAUUAAGGAGAGGUAUAUCGCAAUUGACCCGUUUGCGUCAUCCUCAGAUUCUCACUGUCAACCAUCCAUUGGAAGAAUCAAGAGAAAGUUUAGCAUUCGCUUCGGAACCUGUAUUUGCAAGUCUAGCAAAUAUUUUGGGAGCAACUGAGAACAUGCCUGUACCCCCUCCAUCACACCUGAAGAAUUAUAAACUAUUUGAAGUUGAAAUUAAGUAUGGCUUGGUUCAGGUUGGGGAAGGUCUCGCAUUUCUACACAGUGACGUGAAGUUAUUGCAUCGUAAUAUUUGCCCAGAGUCCAUUAUAGUGAACCAGCAAGGAGCUUGGAAAAUUUUUGGGUUUGAUUUCUGUGUUCUGAAUCAGAAUGCACAGGAUAUUCAGCCCUAUUGGCCCUUCACAGAGUAUUCCGUGGGCCUCCACCCCCUUGCUCAACCGAGCCUCGACUACACUGCUCCUGAGUGCGCACUCACCUUAACACAUUCACCAGCCAGCGACAUGUUCUCUUUGGGCAUGCUCAUUGUUGCCCUUCAUAAUGAUGGCCAGCCUCUCUUUGGCAAUGCUGGGGACUGGGGGACUUUUAAGAGGAGUGCAGCAGAGUUUAAACAUUUGGCACCAACAAAACUUCUAUGCAUCACAGAAGGCUUGAGAGAAUUUGUCAAAAUGUUGCUCCAUAUCACUCCAGAAUUAAGGCCAGAUGCUCAUCAAUUUAUCAAAAUUGACUUCUUUGAAGAUGUGGGGGUAAAAACUCUGAAUUAUUUGGAUUCUUUAUUUCAAUGGGACAAUCUGCAGAAAUCUCAGUUCUACAAAGGCCUUCCACAAAUUAUUCAGAAUUUACCUCAUCGUGUUUGUAUUUACAGAAUUCUACCCUGCUUGGUGAAAGAGUUUGUAAAUCCAACUAUGGUACCAUUUGUGUUGCCAAAUAUCCUGCUAAUUUUCAUGCAGAAGAUGGAGUUGCUGUUGAAACUGACACCAGCUGAGGAAAUAAAAGCAGAUGUCCUUCCGAUGUUGUAUCGAGCCUUGGAAUCAGAUGCCCAGCAAAUUCAGGAGCUCUGUCUUACUGUGUUGCCCACAUUUGCAGGUCUUAUAGAUUAUCCUGCCAUGAAGAAUGCAUUGCUUCCACGCAUUAAACGGCUGUGCAUUAACACAUCGUACAUUUCGGUGCGUGUGAACUGUCUAGUAUGUGUUGGCAAGCUUCUUGAACAUCUUGAUAAGUGGUUGGUUUUGGAUGAUGUUCUUCCAUUCUUGCCUCAAGUUCCAUCACGAGAACCUGCUGUCCUCAUGGGUAUAUUAGGCAUUUAUAAAUUAGCAUUAACACAUAAGAAGCUUGGCAUCACUAAGGAACUAAUGGCUACAAAAAUAGUGCCAUUUUUGAUGCCUCUUAGCAUUGAAAAUGGUCUUACCUUAAAUCAGUUUAAUGCUCUAAUGACUGUUAUAAAAGAAAUGGUGAAUCGUGUUGAAGGAGAACAUAGAACUAAGCUGGAACAAUUGAAUUCUAUUCAGCAAGAGCAAAAGUCCACUUCCAUGCCUCUUGCCACUAUGUCAAAGAAUGCUCCAUUGGUAGCUGCACCAGCUCCUACUACAGAAUUGGAUGACAUGUUUUCUGGACUGGGCCUUGAUGCUUUUACAAGUAGAAAUAGUUCGGCAGACAUGGCUAAUAUGAACACCCAGAGCAGUACAAACAGUAUUCCUCAAAUGAAUGGCACCGUGCAUAAUGCUUUUUUGGAGAUUAUUUCUGUAAUAUUUAUAAAGCUGUUGGCCCGUGAACAAGAAGCUCAACAACGUCUUCAGAAUCAACCACAAGCCAAGCCUGUGCUUUCUGUGGCUGCAAAUCCUCCAAACCCACAACCGAAAAGCACAGCUCCUCUAAGAGAUCUCACAUCGACCCUCAUGGAGAAUAACCUCAACCAGAUGAAAUACAUGCGCCCCCAGGGGCCUCCAAAUGAAAGUUCUUUGGCUAAGCCUGCUCCUUGGGCUGUGCAGCCUGUGUCUUCAGUGCCUGCAACAGCUGCGUUUGGGAGCCCAGCCGUGCCGGGAGCUGGAGCGUCUCCUUUCGGCAACAUGGCAUCUUCCCCUACAGGAUUUGGAGCAUUUCAGCAGGCCACACCUACCAUGCAACCUCCCGUCCAGUGGUCGGCACCCACCACCCAACCGCUUUACCGACCGAUCCAGCAGAGUUCUUUAGACAACCUUCUGCCCAUGGGACAGCAGGGUGUCCGUAUGCCAAUGAACAUGAUGUCAACAUCACUUACACCGAUGAUGAAUCUUCAGCAAACGCAGAAAGCCGCAAAACCUUUAUCCACAUCUGAAAUUCAAGACUUACUCAGCUAGUCAUUGCAUUUGCAAAUACGUCAUUGUCACUCUUACAUUGUGUGGUGUAAAAUAUAUAUAUAUAUUGUAUUAUGUAUAUAUGUUAAAGUAAAGCAUUCAUAAUGAAAUGAAGCUUAAUACUGCAAAUCUUGAGUAUGAAUGUUGAUUGUCUCUCAAAAUUCUAUUUAAGGCUUCUGGAAUAUUUUCGACUGCUGUUGUGUGUUAAACUGCCAAAUAUAAUGUGGACUUUAAACUUGUGAAUCUGUAUACACAUUUCUUUCAUUUUUUCUUUAUUGAAGGUCGUGUAGUGCUACAUUCCAACAUUAGGAAUAAUACUGUGAUACAUUAAAAACUAUUCAUAUUGAACUGUUAAGACAUUUGGAAGGAAUUUGAGACUUAAAAAAGCUUGUUUAUUUACAGAAGAAAGAUCUAUUGAUACAUUUAAAGUGUAGUUAGUUACCGAAGAUAAUGUUUAUUUAUUCCUUGCCAAUUUUUAACCUUUUAAGAAAUGCAUCUCGUCUAAAUUUUAAUUAUGAUAUUUAUUAAAUGAUUUUUAGUUCUUAUUCAUCUUAAAUGCUUUCUAACAACUCAAGUGAAUUGUGCUUGGUUCCCUGGGUCUUGGUAGUUAUAUAAGUAGACUGGUCUUCCGUACACUUGUAACAUUGCCUUUUCCUAUACUAAAUUCUAAAUUAAAUAGUUCUAACUAGAAUACUGGAUUAACACCUCUACUUCUGAAUUUGAUACAAUUUUCACUUGAUUAAUGUGAAUAUAAAUCUGAUAUAAUUGGGGGGGGAAAAAAAAAAUUAUCAGAUCAACAACAUUAAGUGUGGAACAUUUUUAUGAUAAAAUUUGAUUAUUGUAGGAGAAUAUUUUCUGUGAUCUUCUGUGUUUGUUAUGUAUUCUGAAUUAUAUCACCAAAUAAAAUUAUAAUUUAGUCAAGUUUUUAAUUGACUGAAUAAAAAUAAUCACAUACAUUCUUAUUUAUGUUGUUAAUUUCUUCCUGUUUUUAUUGAAAUUAUUUUGAGGAGAACAAUAAGAUGUUUAAUUAUGCUUAAAGAAAAUGAAAAGUGGUGUCAAAUAUUCUCAUUUUACUGUAUUUCAACUUAUGCGAAGAUUUUACUAAGAGAACAAAUAAAUAUGAAGUAAGAAUUUGAAGCAGGGUAUGACCACACUACUUGAUUUCUCGAGAAUGCCUUCCUGUAGGAACCAGGCAUGAGGAUAAAAACAAAUUAGGUGAAGUAAUGAAAGUCUCCACAAAUCUUGGGUGGUUUGUAUUUGUGUUUGACUCACAAGAAUAAUCAUAUAAGUUAUUCUGUUAUCAUCUAAUUUUGAGAGUACUUAGCUCCAAAUGAAUACAUUGCUAAUGAACGGUCAUGCUCUGGUCGUAAUGAAAGAUGUGUCACAAUUUCUUGAAUUAUUAGGACAAUUUAAAAAAUUAAUUACCAGUUGAAUUUUUGCACUUUGUGUGAAAAAACAGAAAACAUUACUAAAAAAGUACUAAAUGUCUAAAAUAUACAAAGUUCAAAAGAAGGAAGUUACAUUACAUCUUCUGCAGAAAUAAAUGGGCCCUUGGUAGUGUAAUUAUUUAAACCAAUUUUUUUAUUGACUAUUUUGUGGCAAGUUUAUUUUCCUAUUUCUUUUAGAAAAUAUUUGGAUUUAUUGAAAAAUUUAUUGAAUGUACUUGUGAGUAGAUUAUACUCUCAAAGUUGCUGUUAAUAGGGAUGUGGCUUCCAAUCCUUCAAAAAGAAUCUUGAAUUGUAUUUUGAUACAUUUGAUAGGUGAAGUGUAAUUUUAGAAGCAGUCUAAAUUUAGUAUUUCUUGAAAAGUAAGUUGCAUGAAAUAAUUUAGCAUUUAAAAUUAAAAAUUACUGUAACUAUUUGUGUGCACACUUCUUAGAUUCUAUUUUUAAGUGAUUUUUUAAAAAUAGUUUUUCAAUAUAUCAUGAAACUGCAAAAUGUCAUAACCCAUAUAAUUUAUGAAAUUGAGAUUAUGAAAUCAAUAGAUUCAUUCUCUAAGAAUACACCUUACAAAAUGUCAUAUUUCAAAAAUAAAAUUUACAUGCAUAAUUUUGUAAAAACAAAAUGUGUGCCACAUAAUUUAAAAACAAUUAAAACAUUUCAAAUACCAUUCAUUGUAAUGAAAAAAUAUAAAACCAAUUACAUAAAAGAAGUUUAAAUACAAAAUCCAACUUGAAAUUUAAAAGCUUAUGCAGUUUUUUAGUCCCAUAAAAUUUAGCUCUUGUUGGUUAUGACAUUUUGCAGUUUUAUGAGUAAUAUAUCGUGUUCAAUAGAAUUUUUCUUAUUUGCUGGGCUUGUAUUUCAGUAUGUGUUAUCAGUAAUUGAAUGGAUGCAACAAACAAGAUCUGAAAAUUGCAUGAAAUGUUGCAUUGUUUAUUGUAAUGUUCAAAGAAAUAAACUGUUAUGAACAUGAAGUGGCAAAAUAUAAUUUGUAU
Messenger RNA from Gryllus bimaculatus (two-spotted cricket), 5245 nucleotides. The record is from the annotation of a GenBank genome assembly. NCBI's taxonomy places the organism in Eukaryota, Metazoa, Arthropoda, Insecta, Orthoptera, Gryllidae.